GAUUAUUUUCGCUGACAAAAAAUACAUGCACGAUAACCAUGACUACAGUGGAUUAUACAACUCCGGGUUCUAGCGCUGCAGUAAUAGCGGAAGACGAUGGCCAGUACGAUUACAUGGAUAACUUUACUUACUACGUUUCAGCUGGCGAGUUGGAUAAGUUUCUCUACUCGCGUGCUGAUACAAUGAUCGUGUGUGUUUUAAUGCCGGCAGUGUUCAUCAUCGGAUUCAUCGGCAAUGCCCUCACGGUUUACGUCUUUAUGCGAGGUCGAGGGAUGCAAAGUGUGACCAACCUCUUACUGGUUAACCUGGCGAUAGCGGAUAUUAUUUUCUUAUUGGUUGUAGUGCCACCCAAAUUGUACAUGUAUGCGUCGGCGUCAGUACCCCUUCUAAAUGACUGGACGGCCCUGGGAAAUGCCGGAUGUAAAGCAUUUAACUACCUGUCUGGUGUGACAAUCGCCGUGUCUUGUAUAACGAUCAUCAUUCUUGCUUUGGAAAAAUACCUUGCAAUAAGAUGGUAUAUCAAGUUUCGUGUAUAUCGAACUAAAAAAAAUGUUGUGAUAAUAUGCGUUGUGAUAUGGCUUUUCUGUCUAGUUUACAUGAUUCCAGAGUUGUGUUUUAAAGUAGCUACAGCCCAUAAAAUAGCUUGGCCAGAAUUUCUUAGCAAUCAUACAGAUUUGUCUACCACAUUUACCCAAUGCGGACAGUGCUUUGGCACCGACGGAUGUCAAUUCUAUUCCGUGUAUUACGUUAUUGGACAAUUUCUGUUCCUGUGUAUGUUGCCCCUACUGGUUUGUGUCUACUUGUUGAUACUGAUGCGGUUAGUCCAAACCGAACGCUCCACCGGCAAAUCGUUGACUGCCAAGGCAUCGUAUCGAGCCAAGAAACAACUUAUCCGCAUGUUGCUCGCAACAACGUUGGUGUUUUUGAUCUGCAUCGUUCCGUACCGAAUGAUAGCGCUGAUAGUAUUUUAUCAAGAUCACUUUUCAUUGGACAAUUUAGCAGUGUCGGUUUCCCUCAACGUAUGUCGCACUAUGACGUAUAUUAACUCGGCUGCAAAUCCAAUCAUAUACAAUGUACUGUGUGACAAGUACCGUCAGGCCUUCAAGGAAACCCUUACAGCGUGCUUGCCCAAAUCAGACGGCUACGAAUGCCACAAUGAUGCGAAUGGUAUGGUUACCAUGACUACGCUCUCGACACGCAGGGGAAGCCGAGGCAAAAAAUGUGAAGGGUGA
This is a messenger RNA of Saccoglossus kowalevskii, 1232 nucleotides long. Its product is annotated as allatostatin-A receptor-like. Gene Ontology annotation, biological process: G protein-coupled receptor signaling pathway. Gene Ontology annotation, molecular function: G protein-coupled receptor activity. NCBI's taxonomy places the organism in Eukaryota, Metazoa, Hemichordata, Enteropneusta, Harrimaniidae. Gene Ontology annotation, cellular component: plasma membrane. The record is from RefSeq and is a predicted model, not a curated record.